Molecule: messenger RNA, 1407 nt
Organism: Pseudo-nitzschia multistriata
Lineage: Eukaryota; Bacillariophyta; Bacillariophyceae; Bacillariales; Bacillariaceae
Source: the annotation of a GenBank genome assembly
GAUUAGYUGCUUCAUGUUGUAURCAACGUCUUCUACAAUUUGCGAACCUUCGAAGUGAUUCACCUCUCUCUUUUYUUUCACACAUCAGGAUUGAAUCUUCGCACAAUACUUUGAAUAACCAACUUUGCAAACACCAAAUUACGAAUCAAUGGGAACAUUGUUUGAAAACAACGAGACAAGACAAGCUUUCGCCAAUCUAUCCACAGGUUCCGAAUCGUCGCCUUUGCAUAAAAAGAAACAGAAAGCACUCCAACAGAAAGAAAAGACGUUUAUGGACGAGAUGACGCCAUCYAUAUCGGAACACGGAUAUAAUUCUGUUUCGAAACGCAGUCCUGUCAGYACCCAAAGAAGCAUCUACGAAGAGAAGAUAGACUUUAGUUUCCCUUCUCUGUCCCAUUCAUCCGACACGGUCGACAACCCACCACUUGCCUUAUCGGUGACGGCGACCACAAACUUCAGCACAAUAAUCGAAGAAGACGAAGAAAUGCUUGCCCAAUCUCAGCGUACGAACAGCUUAUCAGACUCUUUCCCUAGAGAAGACAUCGAAGGCSUACACAAGUAUGAAUACAGAAAACAUUUCGUAUCCCCAGAACAGGCAGAAAAUGACAACCGAGAUGAGUACGCCAAGUAUGGAUACGGCGAACCGUCCAUGGCUAUGAUGAUUGACAAUGAAGACGACAAAGAGGUAGAAGAAAAUUCGAAGUACGAUUGUGGUGAAACUGUUAUUCCUUCACCCUCAAUAGCACCAUACUCUUCCUUAAAUGAUGGCAGUAGAAAGGCUUUCUGUCCGGAGCGUAUGCCACGAAGAAGUUCCAUGAARUGUACAUCGUCGCCGAGAAGCGAUUCCAUAAGAAGCGUUUCCGAAGAAUUCGAGAUUUUUCUUCCGUUUCAAAUAGAUCCCGUACAACGACGACGAUCCAUCGCAUUUGACAACACGGUCCUCAUCCAAACCAUCGAACCAGURCGAUCACUAGUGGCAGAUUCUCAAUCUUUGUGGUUCCAGGACAUCGAAUACGAAACGAUCAAAAUGAAAACUUUGUCGUUGCUGGACAGAGUAGACCACGCUUCCGGUUUUAUGGACGGCAAGAAAUAUUGCACGAGGGGUCUCGAAAAAUUCAUGGCACCAGAGGCGACAGAAGUCAAGAAACACCAAGCGUGGGACUGUGUAUUGAACGAGCAAUUUCUUCAACGGAGAGACGGUGAGUUUGAUGAAGAUUCCAUUGCGAAUAUCUACAAGUAUUCUACAAAAAGAAGCCRAAAAGAGGCUUCGAUACGAGGUAGUCAGGACGCCCAAGUGGCACAAACCAUCCACCAGACGACCUUCCGGAGCAUKCCGAUAUAAAUCAGCACACUCCACAUAGAAWUGAAUAUAGAAACCCUAUUGCUAAAUAAAUCAUAAAUUGGACA